AUGUUGUCUCUGUCUCUGUCGCUACCAAGGAAGAGGGUACUUGGUUUCACGGUGAACUUCUUGAUCCGAUGCAAGAUCUUUUCCAGGAUAAGUCAUACGACAUCUGUAUCCCGAUACAUCUCCGUGUGCGCCAAUUAUGAGCAGGUGGAAUCACCUGAACGAUAUAACGAUGAGUUUUCAAAUCGUAACGUGGUUUACGAAAUCUUGCAGCUUUGUGCUACAAACAGAUCUGUUAUGGAAGCAAAAGCUUGCCACGGGAAGAUUAUACGUAUCGAGUUGCAGGGAGAUGUUACUGUGUCGAAUGUUCUUAUUAAUGCUUACGCCAAAUGUGGUUUUGUGAAUCUUGCUCGCCAAGUGUUCGAUGGAAUGCUUGAGAGAACCUUGGUUUCUUGGAACACAAUGAUUGGUUUGUAUACUCGGAACAGAAUGGAGUCAGAAGCAUUGGAUCUUUUCUUGGAGAUGCGAAACGAAGGGUUUAAGUUUAGCGAAUUCACGAUCUCUAGUGUUCUUUCUGCUUGUGGGGCUAAUUGUGAUGCCUUGGAAUGCAAAAAAUUGCAUUGUUUGUCAGUGAAGACAUCUCUUGAAUUAAAUUUGUACGUUGGUACUGCAUUGGUUGAUCUUUAUGCAAAAUGCGGGAUGAUCAAGGACGCGGUGCAUGUUUUCGAGUCUAUGCAGGACAAGAGUUCAGUUACAUGGAGUUCUAUGGUGGCAGGUUAUGUUCAAAACAAGAGUUAUGAAGAGGCUCUCCUUCUUUAUCGUCGAGUUCAGAGUCUAGAGAGGAAUCAGUUUACAUUAUCUUCAGUAAUUUGCGCUUGUUCGAAUCUGGCAGCUUUAAUAGAAGGGAGACAGAUGCAUGCUGUUAUACAUAAGUCUGGGUUUGGUUUUAAUGUCUUUGUGGCAUCCGCUGCAGUUGAUAUGUAUGCUAAGUGCGGAAGCUUGAGAGAGUCUUAUAUUAUUUUCUCGGAAGUGAAAGAGAAGAAUAUCGAGCUUUGGAACACGAUCAUCUCAGGGUUUGCAAAGCAUGCUCGUCCUAAGGAAGUGAUGAUCUUGUUUGAUAAAAUGCAGCAAGAUGGAAUGCACCCAAAUGAGGUUACUUUUAGUUCCUUGUUAUCUGUUUGUGGUCACACUGGUUUGGUCGAGGAAGGAAGGAGAUUUUUCAAACUCAUGAAAACCACGUACGGUCUAUCGCCAAAUGUGGUUCAUUACUCAUCUUUAAUAGAAGGGAGACAGAUGCAUGCUGUUAUACAUAAGUCUGGGUUUGGUUUUAAUGUCUUUGUGGCAUCCGCUGCAGUUGAUAUGUAUGCUAAGUGCGGAAGCUUGAGAGAGUCUUAUAUUAUUUUCUCGGAAGUGAAAGAGAAGAAUAUCGAGCUUUGGAACACGAUCAUCUCAGGGUUUGCAAAGCAUGCUCGUCCUAAGGAAGUGAUGAUCUUGUUUGAUAAAAUGCAGCAAGAUGGAAUGCACCCAAAUGAGGUUACUUUUAGUUCCUUGUUAUCUGUUUGUGGUCACACUGGUUUGGUCGAGGAAGGAAGGAGAUUUUUCAAACUCAUGAAAACCACGUACGGUCUAUCGCCAAAUGUGGUUCAUUACUCAUGUAUGGUUGAUAUCCUUGGUCGCGCUGGGCAACUGUCUGAAGCAUAUGAGUUGAUAAAGUCUAUUCCUUUCGACCCUACUGCUUCCAUUUGGGGUUCUCUUCUUGCUUCUUGUAGAGUCUACAAAAACCUCGAGCUAGCAGAAGUUGCAGCCAAGAAACUAUUCGAAUUAGAACCAGAAAAUGCUGGUAAUCAUGUCUUGCUAUCCAAUAUAUACGCGGCAAACAAACAGUGGGAUGAAAUCGCCAAAUCAAGGAAGCUUCUAAGGGACAGCGACGUGAAAAAAGUAAGAGGAAAAAGUUGGAUUGAAAUUAAGGACAAGGUCCACACUUUUAGCGUGGGAGAAAGCGGUCAUCCGAGAAUCCGUGAGAUCAGUUCGACGUUAGACAAUCUGGUGAUUGAGUUGAGGAAGUUUGGAUACAAACCAAGCAUAGAACAUGAGCUGCACGAUGUGGAGAUAGGGAAGAAAGAGGAGCUUUUGUUGCAGCAUAGUGAGAAGCUGGCUUUGGUUUUUGGUUUAAUGUGUUUGCCAGAGGGUUCUACUGUGAGGAUCAUGAAGAAUCUGAGGAUAUGUGUGGAUUGCCAUGAAUUCAUGAAGGCUGCAUCAAUGGCUACAGGAAGAUUAAUCAUUGUUAGAGAUGUUAAUAGGUUUCACCAUUUCAGUGAUGGUCAUUGUUCUUGUAGACAAUUUUGGUGA
Camelina sativa (false flax) is the source of this 2286-nucleotide messenger RNA. The record is from RefSeq and is a predicted model, not a curated record. NCBI's taxonomy places the organism in Eukaryota, Viridiplantae, Streptophyta, Magnoliopsida, Brassicales, Brassicaceae.